AAGUCCCGUCAGUGAACUCUUGGGAUGCAUAUGACAGCUGCUUGCUGAGCCGAACAGGUGGCCGUCCCCCCAGGAGCCCAGGGCGCCCAGCGGUGAUGCUCACUAUGCCGAACAAACUGAAGCAGGAUGACAGUCCCCCAGGGCCCAGCUCUUCAGCCACUGCCUCCCUCUCCACGACGAGGGUGUCUAUGAGAGACAAGCUGCUCGUCCAAGAGGUUGCAGAACUGGAAGCGAAUUUACCUUGUACCUGCAAGCUGUCUUUUCCUGAUCCUGACAGUCUCCACUGCUUUCGGCUCACCGUGACCCCAGACGAGGGCUACUACCAGGGUGGAAAUUUUCUGUUUCAAAUUCGCGUUCCUCCGAACUACAACAUGAUGCCCCCGGUGGUCAACUGCUUGACCAGAAUCUGGCACCCCAACAUUACAGAGAGAGGGGUCGUCUGUCUGAGUAUACUGCGAGAACAUUUGGGAGACACUGGCUGGUCUCCCAUGAGGAAGCUGAAGGAUGUGGUUUGGGGAUUAGACUCCUUAUUUACGGAUCUUUUGAAUUUUGAGGAUCCACUGAAUACUGAAGCUGCGGAACACUAUUUGCACAACCAGGAGGACUUCCUGAAAAAAGUUAAAGACUAUAUCCAGCAGUACGCCAGAUGAGACAAGGAGCCCUGCGCGCUGCCCCUGUCCCCUCCUGGCCCUCUCUGGACCCCCGGGAGCUGGGCCAACCUGGGACACACUCGUCUGGAGAACGCAACGUAAAAUCAGCAAGUUGUUUUUUCAGCAUCAUAACUGGUGUUGGAUUUUAAAUUUGUUUCCCUAUGUUCUGUUUUCCUUUAUAAAGAAAUAAAAUUGAUAUUGGCAUGU
Messenger RNA from Echinops telfairi (small Madagascar hedgehog), 857 nucleotides. RefSeq names its product NEDD8-conjugating enzyme UBE2F-like. The record is from RefSeq and is a predicted model, not a curated record. NCBI's taxonomy places the organism in Eukaryota, Metazoa, Chordata, Mammalia, Afrosoricida, Tenrecidae. The transcript has a single exon. Gene Ontology annotation, cellular component: nucleus. Gene Ontology annotation, biological process: protein neddylation. Gene Ontology annotation, molecular function: NEDD8 transferase activity. The coding region runs from base 96 to 650 and encodes 184 amino acids.